GCUGCAUUCAAGGUCGCGGUGAAACGCUUCAGGCUGGUGCACAAAUACGCGUCUAACGCUCGAAUACCACAAGCCUGUCAUGCGCAGGGAUGUCCGAAUAUUACUCGUCGGCGACGAGGGUGUCGGGAAAAGCACCAUAGUAACUUCACUCAUCAAGGAAUCCUUCGUUGCACAUGUUCAACAUGUUGUUCCAGAGGUAACGAUACCACCAGAAGUCACACCAGAAAACGUAACAACAUACAUCGUCGAUUCUGGUGCUGGACCUCAAGAUCGACAGCAUCUUGAAUCAGAAAUUCGCAAAGCCCAUGUCAUCUGCGUUGUAUAUUCCAUAGAUAAUCCAAACUCUUUUGACAGAAUACCCACUUUCUGGCUGCCCCAUUUCCGCCAACUCGGAGUCAAUGUUCCAGUCAUUCUGGUCGGGAACAAAAUUGAUCUGAGAGGCGGCCAGGUCACUAAUGAGGCGUUAGAGGAUGAGAUUAUACCCAUUAUGAAUGAGUUUAAAGAAGUGGAAACCUGCGUAGAAUGUUCAGCAAAGAUGCCACUGAAUGUUUCAGAGGUGUUUUACUUCGCUCAGAAGGCUGUACUACAUCCGACAGCCCCUCUAUAUGACUCGCGGGAUCAUGUUCUCAAGCCAGCUUGCGUUAGCGCUUUGAAAAGAAUAUUCAAGCUUUGCGACACUAAUAAAGACGGUCUUUUGGAUGCCUCCGAACUUAAUGAGUUUCAGCGAAAAUGUUUUGACGCCCCACUUCAGUUGCAGGAGCUAGAGGGUAUUAAGGACAUGGUCCGAGAACAUGCUGCUGAAGGUGUCAGGGAUGACGGCCUUACAGAAGCUGGCUUUCUCUAUCUCCACACCAUCUUUAUCCAACGCGGCCGCUUAGAAACAACGUGGACAGUGUUGCGCAAAUUCGGCUACGCUGAAGACUUAAGGCUCACUGAAGCCUUUUUAUCACCGAGGUUUGAUGUUCCUUACGAUUGUUCUGUAGAGCUGAGCCCGCUGGGUUACCAAUUUUUCACUGACACCUUCGAAACAUUUGACAAGGAUCAAGAUGGUGCUUUGAAAACUGCAGAGCUGGAGGAACUGUUCAGCACUUCACCUGGGAAUCCCUGGGCUGGUCAAAACUUCCCGGACACUACAUUGGCGGACGAUGCUGGUGCUGUAACUUUGCAGGGUUGGUUGGCUCAAUGGAGUAUGACAACACUACUGGACCAUAAAACCACACUAGCAUAUCUUGCAUACUUGGGCUAUCCUGAGGAACCAAGAACGGGUGCUCUUAUAACUACACGUCCACGUAAGGUUGACCGGCGCAAAGGGAAGGUGACCAGAAAUGUGUUCCUAUGCUACGUUUGUGGUGCUGCUGGGUCAGGGAAGACGUCGUUAUUACGUGCUUUUGCAGGGAAACCAUUUCGGGAAGUCUAUGAGCCUACUAGCAAAAUGGUCAGCGUGGUGAAUGCAGUCGAUAUUGAUGGCUCGGAAAAAUAUCUAGUUCUCCAGGAAUUUGGUUCAAAAUAUGAAGCGGAGACCCUCAGAAACGGCAAGAAAACAGAUCUGGCAGACGUCAUCAUAUAUGUCCACGACUCGAGUGAUACAAACUCGUUCUCAUACAUUAGUAACCUACGGCAACAAUAUAACCUUGAUAAUAUACCAACAUUAUUUGUGGCCACCAAGUCCGACCUUGACCUUGCUCAGCAGAGACAUGAAGUGCAGCCAGACGUGUACUGUCGGCGGUUAAGUCUCCAGGUACCUGUCGCAGUAAGCAUUAGAACAGGCCAGACUGCAGAUGUUUUCCACGCCAUUUGCAGUAUUGCCAUGAAUCCUCAUGCUGCGAUUCCAGGUGGUGUUGACCGUGUAAUGACAGCUGCAGAGCGGUUGAGAAUGUAUGUGACGUUGACGGCUUUGUUGGGUGGAGUUAGUGCAGGGUUGGUUAUGCUAUAUCGGACAUUGCUGAGACCAGGGGGAACAUUCCCAGGUUGGACUACUCAUUGGGCGACAUGGCUCAUGGCUAGACGGGAGGGUUGAUUUGAUUGUUCAUUUAUUAUCUAGUAUACUCUAUAGACUUCUCUAAAUUUUCUGUGCUUCGCAUCCAUUGUACUCUGAGUAGCCUAGUAAUAGAUCCGAAGUCCGACUGCUGAGAU
Serpula lacrymans var. lacrymans S7.9 is the source of this 2133-nucleotide messenger RNA. RefSeq lists its product as uncharacterized. Gene Ontology annotation, biological process: small GTPase-mediated signal transduction; mitochondrion organization; cell migration. Bases 80 to 2017 code for a protein of 645 amino acids. The transcript is spliced from 15 exons. Gene Ontology annotation, molecular function: GTPase activity; GTP binding; calcium ion binding. The record is from RefSeq and is a predicted model, not a curated record. NCBI's taxonomy places the organism in Eukaryota, Fungi, Basidiomycota, Agaricomycetes, Boletales, Serpulaceae. Gene Ontology annotation, cellular component: mitochondrial outer membrane.